CCGCGCCCCCUUCUCCGCGGCCCCCGCUCUCCGCCCCCUUCCCUCUCGCACUUCCCACGCCCCCUCUUCGCGCUCCUCUCCUCCCUUGGCCGCCCAGCCCAGGGCUCCAGCCGCUCCGGAGGAGGCGUGAAUCGCGCAGGAAUAUUGACUAAUUUGGGGUGGGGUGGGGGUACGGUGGGCGAUGGAGCAGCCCGAGGACAUGGCGUCGCUCAGCGAGUUCGACUCCUUGGCGGGCAGCAUCCCGGCUACCAAGGUGGAGAUCACCGUAUCGUGCAGGAACCUCUUGGACAAAGACAUGUUUUCCAAGUCUGACCCAUUGUGUGUCAUGUACACUCAAGGGAUGGAGAACAAGCAAUGGCGGGAGUUCGGACGCACUGAGGUCAUUGAUAACACGCUCAACCCGGACUUCGUGCGCAAGUUCAUUGUGGAUUACUUCUUUGAGGAGAAGCAGAACCUCCGCUUUGACCUGUAUGACGUUGACUCCAAGAGCCCGGAUUUAUCUAAACACGACUUCCUGGGCCAGGCCUUCUGUACCCUUGGAGAGAUUGUAGGGUCCUCCGGGAGCCGCCUGGAGAAGCCUCUCACGAUAGGAGCAUUCAGCCUGAACUCCAGGACAGGCAAACCCAUGCCAGCUGUGUCGAACGGAAGUGGUCUUUGGAUGGAAAGCUCCAGAACCAUUGGUCCGGAAGCUUCCGGUGGGGUCCCAGGGAAGAAGUGUGGCACCAUCAUCCUGUCUGCAGAGGAGCUGAGCAACUGCAGGGAUGUGGCCACAAUGCAGUUCUGUGCCAACAAGCUGGACAAGAAAGAUUUUUUCGGGAAAUCCGACCCUUUCUUGGUGUUCUACAGGAGCAAUGAGGAUGGAACGUUCACCAUCUGUCACAAGACCGAGGUCAUGAAGAACACGCUCAACCCGGUGUGGCAGACCUUCUCCAUCCCUGUGAGGGCCCUAUGCAAUGGGGACUAUGACAGGACCAUCAAGGUGGAGGUUUACGACUGGGAUCGUGAUGGCAGCCACGACUUCAUCGGGGAGUUCACCACCAGCUACCGGGAGCUGGCACGUGGCCAGAGUCAGUUCAACAUCUAUGAGGUGAUAAACCCUAAAAAGAAAAUGAAGAAAAAGAAAUAUGUGAAUUCUGGCACGGUCACCCUGCUUUCAUUUGCGGUAGAGUCAGAGAGCACCUUCCUGGAUUACAUCAAAGGAGGGACGCAGAUCAAUUUCACUGUGGCCAUCGACUUUACAGCUUCCAAUGGGAACCCCUCGCAGUCCACAUCUCUGCACUACAUGAGCCCCUACCAGCUGAACGCCUACGCGCUGGCGCUGACUGCCGUUGGUGAGAUCAUCCAGCAUUAUGACAGCGACAAGAUGUUCCCCGCUCUGGGCUUUGGGGCCAAGCUGCCCCCCGACGGCAGGGUGUCCCACGAGUUCCCACUGAAUGGCUGUCAGGAAAACCCCUCCUGUUGUGGCAUCGAUGGCAUCCUGGAGGCCUACCACAGCAGCCUGCGCACUGUGCAGCUUUAUGGCCCCACUAACUUCGCCCCCGUAGUCACCCACGUAGCCAGGAAUGCCGCAGCUGUGCAGGAUGGCUCCCAGUAUUCAGUGCUCCUUAUCAUCACUGAUGGUGUCAUCUCGGACAUGGCACAGACCAAGGAGGCCAUUGUCAAUGCUGCCAAACUCCCCAUGUCGAUCAUCAUCGUUGGCGUGGGCCAGGCCGAGUUCGACGCCAUGGUGGAGCUGGACGGCGACGACGUACGGAUCUCCUCUAGGGGGAAACUGGCCGAACGGGACAUCGUUCAGUUUGUGCCCUUCCGGGACUACGUGGACCGCACCGGCAACCACGUACUGAGCAUGGCCCGCCUGGCCCGGGAUGUGCUGGCUGAGAUCCCCGACCAGCUGGUGUCCUACAUGAAGGCACAGGGCAUCCGCCCACGCCCGCCACCACCGCCGGCCGCACCUGCUCAAUCACCCCCCCAGUCCCCAGCCCACUCACCUCCCGGGUCCCCCCUGCACACGCAUAUCUGAAGCUGGCAGGACCAGGGGGCUGGAGGGUAAGCUGAG
This is a messenger RNA of Acomys russatus (golden spiny mouse), 2056 nucleotides long. It is a transcript of the gene Cpne5, whose product is annotated as copine 5. The transcript has 22 exons. Gene Ontology annotation, molecular function: calcium-dependent phospholipid binding. Gene Ontology annotation, biological process: cellular response to calcium ion. NCBI's taxonomy places the organism in Eukaryota, Metazoa, Chordata, Mammalia, Rodentia, Muridae. The record is from RefSeq and is a predicted model, not a curated record. Gene Ontology annotation, cellular component: plasma membrane. The coding region runs from base 182 to 2020 and encodes 612 amino acids.